AUGGAGCUGAAAACGCUUUUACUUGCGCUAACGCUUAGCAGUGGUGUGCUUUGCACGGUGUACAAUCAAUCCGAGAGUGGCGAGUUGAAGCAUCUCACGCGGAAGAAGCGAUUCCUUUUAUUUCCACCCGGUGCUAACAUUCUGCUAACAUCCUCAUUUGGCAAAGGGAUGGUAUUUCGUGGUCCUGCUGGGUACGUUGCGAUUGGUGAGCUUGAUUUGUACUAUCCGCUGCCGGACUAUAAGUACCACGCGAGUGCUUUAAGACUGGGCGGCAUUGCGAUGUAUCCACCGGAACCGAAAAAACCAGCUCCACCACCACCACCUCCAGCUAUGCCAAACCCCAAAAAGGAAGAAGAUCAUCACCACGAUGGGGGUGAGUUGUCACCUGCUGAGGUGGAACAGUAUCUUAAAGAUCAUCCCGGAACCUGGGUACCACCGGGAUGGGGCAAGGAACGGGCUGAUUGGAACGCGAACAACCUCCAGUACCAGUCAGCGCCGUAUUGGGCUCAGGACCGUACCCAGGCGCAGUACCAAUACUCAAACACGCUAGAUCGCUAUCUGGGUCGCAAUCCGGACGGUUCCUCCGGGUACUACGGAUGGAACGAAAGGCCCUACGAUCGCUAUCGAAGAUCCCUGCUCGAGCAGACGUUUGCCGAGGAACGGUCGGAAGAGGACGAACGUAGCAAGUGGUUGAGUGGGGAAGCGUUCAACAUAAGCCAUCACAGUAGCUGGGAACACUUUCACCAUUAUCGGGAUCGAAGGGCACUGUUCAGCCAUCUGGAGGAAACCAUCGGCGCAAUCACCGGUAUGCACAUGAAGGAGUGCAUUCUUCGGAGCAUAUGCGAGGCAAAGAACAUGCUGCCACCACCGGGCCGGUCGAUGGCAAUGGACAUCUUUCGUGUGCUGUUUAGCUACCCGCUCAACGAGGCGCUUAGCGACGAUUACAGCAAUGCGAUGCGCGAUGACAACAUCGAUUGCCGGGGACGAUACGGCAAAGCGUGCCCGAUGAGUCUGCUGGAGUUGCUUCUGUUCGGAAAGUUUCAAACAUAA
Molecule: messenger RNA, 1050 nt
Organism: Anopheles moucheti
Lineage: Eukaryota; Metazoa; Arthropoda; Insecta; Diptera; Culicidae
Exons: 3
Coding region: 1-1050 (349 amino acids)
Source: RefSeq, a predicted model, not a curated record